AGGGAGGGAGAGAGAGAGAGGGAGAGAGAGAGGUAAAGAGAGAGAGGGGGAGAGAGAGAGAGAGAGGGAGAGAGAGAGAGAGAGAGCAGCGGCGCGCGGACACAGAACAGGUGAACGCACGAGCCUCAACGUCCGCAGGAGAAAAACACAGCUAACAAGAAGAGGAAGAGGAAGAAGGAAAGUGAGGAAGAAGAGGAAGAUCUCAGAGGAAACAUCGCAGCUUGCUUCUGUCCCGCUGCCUCCCUCCUUCAUCCCUCCUUCAUCCUCCUCUCUUCCGCCGGUAUCGAACUAUCGGCUGAUCACUGAUCCUCCGACUCGACGCUUCCUCACCUCCGCUGAUUCAGGAAGGAAAGGAGGAGAGGAAGGAAGGAGACAAGGAAGGAGACAAGGAAGGGAAGCACGCAAGUGGAUCUGUGAUCGGGAGGAGGGCAGAAGACCACCUCACCGAACACCGGGACAUGGACAGCAAAGAGAAGGCACCGCUAGAGCCGCAGCUGAAGGGCAUCGUGACGCGUCUCUUCAGCGAGCAGGGCUUCUUCCUGCAGAUGCAGCCUGAUGGAAACAUCAGCGGCAACAAGGACGAGAACAGCGACUACACUCUGUUUAACCUGAUCCCUGUGGGUCUGAGGGUCGUGGCGAUGCAGGGAGUGAAGGCUGGACUGUUCAUGGGGAUGAAUGCAGACGGAUUCCUCUACACAUCAGAUGUGUUCACAGCAGAGUGUAAGUUCAAGGAGUCAGUGUUUGAGAACUACUACGUCAUCUACUCCUCCACGCUGUACCGGCAGCACGAGUCGGGCCGGGCCUGGUUCCUGGGCCUCAACAAGGACGGCCUCACCAUGAAGGGGAACCGAGUGAAGAAAACCAAACCCUGCUCGCACUUCGUCCCCAGACCCAUCGAAGUGUGCAUGUACAAGGAGCCGUCGCUGCACGACCUGGAGGAGAAGCUGCUGAAAUCCUCACGGAGCCCGACCAUUAACGGCGAGGAGCGAGCGAGGGGCCUGGACCAGCAGGAGGAGCCGCAGGACGACGUCACAGAGCAGGACGGGUCAUAGCCUGCAGCGCCCCCCGCAGGAGGAGGAGGCGAACUCCCAUUUUAACACUCCCUCUGUUCAGCAACAUCCACAACAACAACAACAACAACCGCCACGACGGCGACAACAAUGAAAACAAAGAAAAACAGAAGCUUAAAAAAAAAAAAAAAAAAAAUCUUUGCUCAUGACGAAAUCUUUUAAAUGUAUCGGGGGCGGGGCUUGUUUGAAAAUGAGGACGUUGAUGAUGAUGAUUUACAUUUUAUGCAAGAAUCCCUGCUGAGAGAAGGCAGGAGGCAGCACACCUCCUCUUCAUCACCACGUUGUAACCAUCAUCAUCGUCAACAUCGUCACGCUGAUGAUAAAAUGUUUUCCAAGUCGAGCGAGCGCUCAAACUUCAAAGCUUUAAGCCAUUUAGAAACGUCACUUCCUGUCAUCUAAUGAAUGAAAUCACUUUCGCACUUUCGACAUCUCACGCUUCUUCUUCUACUCGUUCUUCUUCUCCGUGUUGUCCAAUCAGAGAGAAGAGUUCUACUGCUGUAUCUUCUGCAGCAGCCACGUCUUGUUUGGUUUUCCUCUCGUUCUGUUUUCGGGGACUCGUAGGUUCAGGCCAGACACUGCCCACAAAACACAAACCUGAGGAGCUUCCUGUCGGGUUUGGACCGGGGUCGGUUCCUCUGGUGGAGGUCAGGUGAUCGCUGUGGUGAACCUGAACCGCUAAUGCAGCCAAAUCACGUGAACUUCACAAUCCUGCCAAUCAGUUUAUUGAACCUGCAUCAGUUUUUACAGUGAGUUCUGAUAACCAUAAAGUGAUGAAGUCAUACAUCACAUGACUAUGAUCUCUGCAGGUUGAUUGGACAGGAAGUGAAGGCGACAGGAAGCAGGAAACAGAUUUAUAAACUGAUGACGAUGGUUUGAUCGGCAGGACGAUGAAGUUCACAUGGUUGAAACCGUCUGUUCCUCUGCAGGCGUGUUACUGGUCCUGAGGUAACUGGGACCACAGUUCAGGCUGUUUGACUGCCCUGCUCCACCAAGACGAAAACCACUGCCCCAAAAACUGAGCUGCACCAGUUACACGUUAACACCGUCAACGUCACAUCGGGGAAAAAACCCGAGAACACGCCUGCAGACACACGUCACAUGACCAGUCACUGGUCAUGUGACGUGUGUUCUCAGGUGUGUUAGCGUGGACGGAGAUUCGUUCUGAUACGGAGCUAAAACACUUUAAGAUAAACGUGUCAGUGUGGGCGGAGCCUGGGAUUCUUGCUGAAGUGAUGUCAUGAUCCGAACUUCUGAGCUCAGAAUUAAUCAAGUUAAAACAGUGAGAAUGGAGAAACGUUGAUGAACCUCAGGAGGUUUUUUCAGUAACAGUUCACAGUGAUGUAGACUUUCUUUAAACGUAUAAAAGACACGAGCGUCUCCAGGAAGUCGCUGGUUCACGUCUCGCUCUGAUGUCACAGACUGAAGGAGUUUUUCUGUAGUUGACGUCUCGUCACUGCCUCAUUCAACCUUUAACACUUUUACAUUUGAAUGACCAAGUUUCCCCAAAAACAUCUUCAUCAUUUCCUGGUUGACAGGCCGAUGUCAACUUCCUGUGUUUCACUCCUUCACUUCCUGUCACUGCCUUCGUUUUCCUCUGCAGCCGAAGUUUGUGAAGAAGCAGAAUGAACUCUUCUCUCACGGCUUAACAUCAGUGGACGAAAUACAUCACAUCUGUCGCUUCUACAUAUUGUCUUGUGUUGAUUUAAAUUAUUUAAUUUUGGCUGUAAAUUUAACACAUUUGACAUGAAGUCGUUCAGACGGAGUGACUCAGCAUCGUUUCUAAUCUGUUUUCAGACAUGAAAGAGAAGUUUGUUUGUCCUGUAGAGCAGCAGCUUGUUGUCGGGUCGAGGGGCGGAGCCUGUAGAGCAGCAGGAGGCGGGACACGACGUAUACAUUCUGCUGUGGAGAGAUCAGUGUUGUUGUUUACAUCUCAUCCACACCACACAUCGUCCUGCUGUUUGCUCUCAUGGACUCACUCCGACAUGUUACAGAGACACUGACUCAGAAAUCGGUUCUUACAUACAGAACCUGCAGAACAUGUGAGGAACACGUCAGGAACACGUCAGUGGUUCAGUUCAUGUCUAAAAACAGUUUGAGGCAGAAAAUAAAAGAAAUAACGAACAUUUUCACAGUUGGACCAAAUCAUUUAAAUCAGUUGAUUUGAAAUGAUUUUUAUCUUUAGUUUAAGUAAUUUUUUUCAGGUGUUAUUUGAAAACGAUUAGUUCGACGUCUAAACUCAAGUAAACUCACAGAAUCACUUUUGGGAAACUUGGUCGUCUCCAUCGCUGAAGCAGGAAACGAAAACAGACGUGAAGCUGAAAGUUUGUUUGUUUGUCUGAGCUGAUGCAUGCUGCUGCUUUCGCUUCCACUUAAAGAGACAGAGCGAGGGGGAGGAGUCAGGGGUAGAGCUCGACUCUGAUUGGCUGCCACAGCUGAGGUUUUUCUUCUUUUAUCUUGCCUUUUGAAUUUAGAAUUUUGUUGGUUAAAAUUGGAGGAACACACUGAAGGAACGAACCAAUCACAAUCCACCGCACUGCCUCAGAGGAAGUCUUCCAGUUUGGAGUUUGUCGGGUCGGAGAGCGGACGAUGGCGAGCGACAGAUCCACGAUGUUUCGUGACUGAAUGUUUCUGUUCCCGACACAAACCAAACUCCACAUGAAUGUUGUAUCACCAGUUUCCUUUGUGACGUCAGAACGACACCUUUGGAGAAACAGUAAAGUACGAGUGUCUCAAAAUAAGUUUGGGUUUGGAGAAAAUGUAAAGUUUAGUCUGAUGUUAUAAAUGCUCCUGUGAUUGGAAGAAGAAUAACGUCUUUUUUUUCAUGUAAAAAAAUGUAUUCACUUUUUUAUAUCAUCUUUUAUUUUUUUGUUAUUUCAAAUCUGUCAGAACAUCAACAGUGAGCUGAACGCAAACAAAAAUCUUAAAUCGAAAAUUUUAAAUCAUUUUGAGGUUUUGUCCUCACGAAAAAUCUGUUUUUUUUUCAUUGUAAAUUCAUUUAACUAUUUUUUAAUGAAUCUAAUUAAACGUUAUGCUGAUCUGACUGCACAUUAAUAUCAUUUGACGUAUUGAACACAAAGAAAGACAAAAACUGUCUUAUUAUUUUUAUUGAUGAUCUUAUUUUUUACAUCCCAUGGGAGACAUUAAAGAUUCAACCUCAUGGAUGUAGAUUUAUUUAUUAACAUAUUAUGGUCUGGUCAGUUUUCAUGAUGUGAUGGUGUUUUUGUUUCUGGUUCGUAUCCAUGACGGCAGGUCGACUCAUGAUGUCAUCACUGACGUCUCCUCUGAGCCGAGUCGACCAGCUGACCUCAGCCUGUGGGCGGAGCUUUCUUUGUGUCUGCUAAUGUUUGCACCUUUUCUCAGACACGUCAUAUAUCAUAUAUCAUAUGUUAGAAAAGAAUCAUCGCAAAAUACACAGCAGGAUGAAAAAGAUGAUUGAAAAAUAAAAAAGAACAAUAGUAAAAGUU
Pleuronectes platessa (European plaice) is the source of this 4534-nucleotide messenger RNA. RefSeq names its product fibroblast growth factor 12. The transcript is spliced from 5 exons. Bases 459 to 1052 code for a protein of 197 amino acids. Gene Ontology annotation, molecular function: fibroblast growth factor receptor binding; growth factor activity. Lineage: Eukaryota; Metazoa; Chordata; Actinopteri; Pleuronectiformes; Pleuronectidae. Gene Ontology annotation, cellular component: cytoplasm. The record is from RefSeq and is a predicted model, not a curated record. Gene Ontology annotation, biological process: positive regulation of protein phosphorylation; animal organ morphogenesis; cell differentiation.